Molecule: messenger RNA, 345 nt
Organism: Trichoderma gamsii
Lineage: Eukaryota; Fungi; Ascomycota; Sordariomycetes; Hypocreales; Hypocreaceae
Product: shwachman-Bodian-Diamond syndrome protein
Exons: 3
Coding region: 1-345 (114 amino acids)
Source: RefSeq, a predicted model, not a curated record
AUGACUCGCGGAGAAGCUACUCAGGUCAAAGUCCACUUCAAGGGAAAGCAGGACGACUUCAUCGUCUUUGUGGAUGAUGUAGAGACAUACAAGAAGUGGCUGAGCGACAAGAGCAUUCCUCUCACUCAGUUCGUUUCAACUUUCAAAGUAUUCCUGACGCACAAGCAAGGAGCUCAGGGAACCUAUGACACUGCGUCAAAAGCGGGGCUGGCGGCCGAGUUCGACACUGAGAACGCUGACGAGGCGCUGCUGAAGAUCCUCGAGCUUGGUUCAAUGCAGAACAUGGAGAUGCCUGCCCGACAAGGUGUUACGAAUGAGUCUAUGAGCUCGAUGAGAGUAAAAUAG